AAAAGAAGCGAGAGGGGGAGAGAGAGAGGGAGAGAUGGCGAGUGGAGAGAUCUCCACUCUUCCCUCGGCUCCGGCCGACAGCUUUCCUCCGGGCCACUUCAAAGAGCCCAAGCGGCUGUACUGCAAAAACGGAGGCUACUUCUUGCGCAUCAACCCGGACGGACGAGUGGACGGCAUCCGCGAGAAAAACGACCCCAACAUCCGGCUGCAGCUCCAGGCGACGGCAGUGGGAGAGGUCGUCAUUAAGGGCAUCUCGGCUAAUCGCUACCUUGCCAUGAGCUCUGAGGGAAGGCUAUUUGGAACGAGACGAGCAACGGAUGAAUGUUACUUCUUCGAGCGCCUGGAGCCGAAUAACUACAACACGUAUCGAUCACGGAAAUAUCCAAACUGGUAUGUUGCACUAAAGAGGACGGGGCAGUACAAGAGCGGAGCGAAGACAGGACCUGGACAAAAAGCUAUCCUCUUCCUCCCAAUGUCAGCCAAGAGCUAAACUUCAUCUGUGUGAGUUUUUAUUUGUUUAUGUGAAAACGAAGGCCAGAAUAUGGACAGUUAAUCUUUUUGGGAUAUUAACAAAGGGUUUUAUUCUUAUUGUUAUGAUUAUUUUUUUUUCGCAAAAGAAACGUUGGGCCAGAUUCAGACAACUGAAUUCCUUCCAAACAUAAAAUUAUCACCGUGCUUAACCUGCUUAUCACUAAUGAAUUGUUUUCGGCUAUUAAUCAAUGAUUGCAACUUGUGAUUUUUUUUUAACUCAUUUUGUCUGAGAUGUGAAAAGAAAUGUGGAAAAACGAAAGAGGUUCUGUUAAAAAAAACUGGUCAUUUUUGAACACACAGAUAUCGAGUUAGAUUUAACAGCAACGAAUUCAAGGGUUUUUUUUUGAAGCUACUAAGUAUAUCAUAAUAAACAUAGCUUGAUCUGUGUAAUUCUUCAUCGACAAUUUCAUUCACUUCGUUUUUUAUUUAGUCCGAUUGAUUUUCUGAAAAUUUGUGCAAUUUAUAAUGCUUUUGGAAAGUUUUUGUGAAUCUCGAAAUUACAAUUGUGUACGGUAUUAGGCACACUGGAGGUUAAAAAAAAUAUAUAGCUGGAGGUAAUAUUCCGAGAAAAAACUCAACGUUCUUUGAGAUUUUAAAGUCGAAAAUUCAUAAGAAAAAAACUCGGAAGUCGUUCUGAGAUUUACAAAAGUCAGAAAUUCAAAGAUUAGGAAAAUUUACAAAGUUGACAUACUCAUAAACGACCUCAUGCUUCCCAUCUUCCUGGCUGCAGUGCAUUCUGGGAAAUAUCGGAGAAAAUCUCUUCGCACUUUAUUCUUUUUUCUUGCGCGAUCGAGGACGAAAGACUGCAUUUCCGACCGGCUCAGUUGUGGCAUCUGUGACGUGAGAAUAUUGUAAAGUUCAACUUUCUAAAGUUAAGUUAAACGAUCUGGUUCUUUGACAAGAUACGAAACAAAACAAAACACGAUUUUAAAGUAAAAAAUUCAUAAGGAAAAAACUCGGAAGUCAUUCCGAGAUUUACAAAAGUCAGAAAUUCUAAGAUUAGGAAAAUUUACAAAGAUCGGAAACGAUCUCAUGCUUCCCGUCUUGCGAUUUUAUCUCGCAAAUCUGUGACUUUUUACUCUCGGAAUUUCUGAGUUCUUUCCUUGACAAUGUCUGAGUUUAUUCUCAAAAUUUCACCCCUCCAUCAGCUCCAUUUUUUUUAUUUACAGUGGAACUAAUACACCAUCUUUAGAAACGUUAAUCUAAUGUCAAACGAAGUAGAAAGUGCGUAACUUAAUUCUUUUGUCCAACGUCACUUGAAAUUAUCGAUAAUUUAUUAUUUUCGGCCAGUAAAAACAACAAUAAUAGCAAAAUAAUUCCACUUGGACUGAACCCCAGUGCUGCCACUUGUAAUUUAAGUUUGUAAUUUUAUACAUUUAGAAUGUUUUUCAGAAAUAUAACACUUCAUUCCGAUGAAAACUGUCAUUAUUUGGACUUAAGGUUCAUGUUAUAAAGUCCAAAAAUCACGAACUUAACCAGAAGUUUGUCCUGAACAUUGAAGAAAACAAAGUUUCACCAUCUGCAGCCAAUCAGUGUCAUUUAACGAAGCCAACAGGAAGUUCUCCGUCUGUAAUCUCAGCCUGGAGUUCUUUGAUCUUUUGUUUUUCUGCUCGAUGAAACAGAAGCAUGAAUGAAACUCGGAGCUAAAAGGUUUUCUGGUGAACUUUCAACACUGAACUCGAACAGGUGUUUUAUCAGAUUUUCUACGAUGGAUGUUGUACCAACUAGUAGGUUGGUCAAAGUUUUUAGAUAGAACUUAAAAUUUAUGUUGAAACAAUUUUGAAUGUUGAAACUUUCAACUAAGUUAUUUAAACGGUAUUUAUUGUAGGGACACUUCAUAAAACAUGAAUCAAAUUUAAGUUACAAGUUUAAAUUAAUAGACAAAAAUGACCAUGUCGGAAUUUUUUUUUUCAAUACGAAUUGACAAGUACAUGUCGGAACAAGAUUCUUUGACAUAACAAUCAAAUAAAAGCACUGAAAAAAAUGACUUCAUUCACAAAUUUACGAAGCAAUGAUGGAAUUGGUAAAAGCGCAUCUUCUUUUAAAGUUGCGUGAUUUUUGAAAGUUAUUUCAUUUUUAAAGCCUCUUGAUGUUUAUGACUGCAGCUCCUGUACGUUUUAUUUGUUUUAACGAAUGUCAUGACUAAAUAAUGUGAGUUUAAAAGAUGCUGCUUCUAUACAGUGUGUAUCCUCCUUUCUAGCUUUUAGUGUGUAUAGAUCAAAUUGUGCUGUAAAUGAGAUUUUAUGUGAGACAGAGAGAGAGCGAGAGAGAGAGAAAAAACACUAAAUAUUAUCGAUGUAUCUGUGUGUAUGGAGUUAAACUCUAACAGUAUUUCAAUAUAUUAACUUUCUUUGAUAUGACUGUCCUGUAUAUACAAUAUUUACAUUCAAUACUAUAUUUAAGUCCAAAUAUUUUCGGCAAUUACUGACUUCCUGCUUCAAAGUGAAGAACUGAAGUGGCAUUUUUUUUCCAGAAUAUGAUGAAAUCUCGUCAUUAAUAACAUCAACGUUUUGCUUCUUUUGGUUUAUUUGAAAGUGCUUGAAUAUCAGGUUUAGAUGUUUCAUUCAAGAAUAGUGGAAAAACACAUUUUUCGAAAAUAAAGGGUUUUUAUUCUUUUUUUAACUUUGUGCCGCAGUUAUACAGCACCAACAUUUUAUAAAAUGUCACAAUUUAACAGUGUAACCAUGUAAAAUGCAUCGUACAGCAUUAUUAUUAUUAUUAUUAUUAUUUUUAUUAUUAUUAAAACGAAAUUAGCGUGUGUUUUAUCAUAUUUAUUUGCUAGGUCAAAUAGAAGUAAGAAACAAAACUAAUCAACAGCACAUCCUGAAGUGUUUUCUUCUUAUGUCUAUCACCGCAAAGUGCCAGCAAUUACAAUUUUUAAUUUAUUUUAAUUCAUCACUUUCUAAUCAUGACAUCGUACUUUUAUCUGUUUGGAGUUACAUUUAAUGUCGUCGACAAACAAAUCAGUUUCUAAUUAGUACAAAUUGGGAAGCCAUGGCCUAUGGUUAGAGAAGCAGCUUUCGGACCAAAAGGUCGCUAGUUCGAUUCCCUGGACGAGCAGGACUGGUUGAAGUGCCCUUGAGCAAGGCACCUAACCCCCAACUGCUCUGGCAAGAGUGGUGGCAUACCUUGUGUCUGACUAGCCAAAGAAAAGCUGAUGUGAUUAUCAGUUCGGGUGGUGCCCGACUGAAAACAACAAAUUACUUCAAAGUAAUUUCCUUGACGAUUUUUCAUUUGUUUAUUAAUUAUGCAUAAAUUUCUGUAUGUCACGCGCCUGCCAUAUAAGUCCCUUUGAAUUCGUUCAUACUCCAGAUACAUUAAUAAUUUACAGUGUCUUGCAAAAGUAUUCAUCCCCCUUGGUGUUUGUCCGGUUUUGUCGCAUUAAAAGCUAAGCUGGAAUUUUUAGGGGGGUUAGCACCAACAAACCCAACACCCAGAGAACAUCAUUCCUACAGUGAAGCAUGGUGGUGGCAGCAUCAUGCUGUGGGGAUAUUUUUCAUCUGCCGGGACAGAAAAGCUGGUCAGGACUGAAGGAAAGAUGGAUGGCACUAAAUACAGGGCGAUUCUGGAGGAAAACCUGUUUGAGGUUUGAGAUUGGGACGAAGGUUCACGUUCCAGCAGGACAAUAACCCUACACAUACUGCGAAAGCUACACCACGGUUCAAUAGUUUGGGGUCACCCAGACAAUUUUGUGUUUUCCAUGAAAAGUCACACUUUUACUUACCACCAUAAGUUGUAAAAUGAAUAGAAAAUAUAGUCAAGACAUUUUUCUGGCCAUUUUGAGCAUUUAAUCGACCCCACAAGUGUGAUGCUCCAGAAACUCAAUCUGCUCAAAGGAAGGUCAGUUUUAUAGCUUCUCUAAAGAGCUAAACUGUUUUCAGCUGUGCUAACAUGAUUGUACAAGGGUUUUCUAAUCAUCCAUUAGCCUUCUGAGGCAAUGAGCAAACACAUUGUACCAUUAGAACACUGGAGUGAGAGUUGCUGGAAAUGGGCCUCUAUACACCUAUGGAGAUAUUGCACCAAAAACCAGACAUUUGCAGCUAGAAUAGUCAUUUACCACAUUAGCAAUGUAUAGAGUGGAUUUCUGAUUAGUUUAAAGUGAUCUUCAUUGAAAAGAACAGUGCUUUUCUUUCAAAAAUAAGGACCUUUCAAAGUGACCCCAAACUUUUGAACGGUAGUGUACACUGGAGUGGUUUAAAGGGAAACUUAUUUCAAUGUCUUGGAAUGGCCUAGUCAAAACCUCAAUCCAGUUGAGAAUCUGUGGCAGAACUUGAAGAUUGCUACACACCAACGCAACCCAUCGAACUUGCAGAAGUUGGAGCAGUUGCCUCGAGGAAUGGGCAAAAAUCCCAGUGGCUAGAUGUGCUAAGCUAAUAGAGACAUAUCCCAAGAGACUUGCAGCUGUAAUUGCAGCAAAAGGUGGCUCUACAAAGUAUUGACUUUGGGGGGUGAAUACCGAUACACACUCCAGAUUUGUUUCUCAUCUUAAUUAUUGUUUGUGUCACAAUUUAAAAAAAAAAAAUUUCACCUUUAAAGUUGUACGCAUGUUGUGGAACUGAAAUGGUGCUAACCCUCCAAAAAUCCAUUUUAAUUCCGGCUUGUAAUGCGACAAAACAGGACAAACACCAAGGGGGAUGAAUACUUUUGAAAGGCACUGUAUUCUAGCACAUUAAACUGCAUAAACUGUGAUUUCUGACGUACACCCCUGACCUACCGUCAGAGCUGCUGUUCGAGAAAUUAAAUCCACACUUUCUGACCAAUCAGAAUUGAGAAUUUAAAAGACCGACCUGUUGUUGAAAUACUUAAUUCCUCAACCAAGUUGUGUCUUCAAUUUUUAUACAAUUUGGACAUGAUCGCUGAACAGAAAACACACAUAUUGAAGAAAUAUAACAAAAGAAAUGCUGACUUGAGUUGGAAAGAAACGAAAUAUUUAAUAUCAUGUAACUGGAAUAUGUUUCAUGUACAGUCCUGUGCAAAAGUCUUAGGCCCACCUAAAGAGAUGAUGUCGUCCAAAAAUGGCUUAAAAUAAUAAAAUGAAAUGUUUCAACAUUAAAAAAAUACUAGAAACGGUAAGCAGUAAGCUUAAUAAAUGAAACAAAGUCAAUGUUUGGUGUGCUUUAAAAAAAUAAAAAUGGUCGUCUCAGGUCCAGUGAGUGCAGUUUUAUGCGGAAAUGAGCUGUAGGUUUUACUGAGCAUCUCACAGAACCAGCCACGGUUCUUCUGGACGCUUUGUCACACUCGCUUCUUCAUUCUGCACCAAAAUUUUGCCAGUAGCCUUCAUUACGGUAUGUUUUCUUUCUUAAUCUGAGAAGCAGGGCUUUGAACCGGUUCAAGGAACGAAAACGAAAACCGGGAACUUUUUCUAUUUCACAUGGAACAGAAACGAAACCAGAAACUUUAUUAUUUUUUAUGUUCCGGAACAGAAACGCUUAUUAAAAAUAAUGGUAACCGGUUAAUACCGGUUUUUAUUUCGUUCCUCAAAGUUUCCGUAGCCUACAAAUAAAAAAGCCAUGCCAUGUGCGAUGUUGCACCCGGGUCCAGAUUAGGGCAGAACCGGCCCUGGCUACAUUUCAGGUGUAGUUUGUUUUAUGUAUGUAUGUACUUGCAUAGAUGUGUACUUGGUCUUCCAAUAUGGCGCCUAACAAACUCUCGCGGCGCGGUGACGUCAUGCGGUAGCCCUCUAUAGGGCCUGACUAGCCUUUGGUAACACACUAAACAAAUUCUCUUUCAUUUUUGGCACUUUUUCUGUUUGUGUAGAUGGGAAGACAUACUGAGAAUCCAAAUCGCCAACAUUUGAAAUAAUAAUUGUUUUGAAUCAUUUCUUGUCUUAUUUAAUGAAGGUUGUAAUAGAAUUAGCCUACAUUUGGCUUAAGCUGGAUGAGACCGAGACAUAAUUUUAUAGCCAUUUGUUAAACAGCUGACAGGGAACGUAAUUAACCGUUCCGGGAACGAAAUUUUUUUGUUCUAACUGGUUCGGGAACGUCUAUUUAAUGGUGGAACCCAAAACCGGAAACGUUAAAAUUCCGUUUCUGUUCGGAACGAACCAAUAGGAAAAAAAUUCUGGUUCAAAACCCUGCUGAGAAGUGUUCUCUUAUGGAACAUGCUGCUCAGAUACAAACUUUUUUUUUUCUGUAACAUUUAAUUUUGUGCUGGAAAACGAACAUUUGGACUCUCAAACGCUUUGACUCAAUGUAUAAGUCAUAAAAUAAAAACCGAUAAAGUUUGUAUGAAAAAAAUAGGGGUGCGAACACUUUUGCACAGCACUGUAUAUGUCAGGUAACAGCAAUUUAUAGACUAAUAAUAAUAAUCAUAAUAAAGACGUCCAGUAUUAUUCAUUUUUUCAGCCAUUGUGUUCAAAUGAAAUUCUACUAUUUGGCCCUUUUACCAUCUUUUUUUUUUAAGUAAAUUUAUUGCUUCAAAGUGAUAUUUAAAUACGACAAACGGCCAUUCGUUUGAUUCCCCGAUUCAAAAAGGCCUCUCGGAAAGCAGGCUUGUCCGAGUAUCUUCGGCACACUGUGCCUUAUUUAUAUCGCUCGGGAAUUUUCCUGUGAUAAAUCUGAUAGAUGGAUCCGGUGUACACCGAGGGCAGUUCCUCCAUGCUUAGAUCGAUGUUGUCGAAUCCGUUUUCGAGUCCGUAGAGAAGCACUUUGGAGACGUGGCUCGUUAUUGGCGCAGCGUCACUAAUUCUGGCCAAUUUUGCCAAAUCCAUCCAUUCGCAUCGUAAACACUCGUGCUCGCAGAAGUUAAUCUCGUAGGUUACUGGAGCGAGACGGCAGAUCAGAUACAUGUCCGAAUUCCCAAACGCUCCGGGGUGGUGGUGCUGCUGGCGGACACUCAGGAGAGAUCGGAAUUCAGAUCGGAUGCCAGUUUCCUCAAAAACUUCGCGGACUGCAGUGUCGCCUAAUUUAGGGGGAAAAAAAAAAGAGUGAACAAGUACUGAUUUGCAAAUGUUUAUCAAGGAUAAACUUUGUGUAUUUUACGGAAGCCGCGAGAGGCCCUUCAUAUAAUCUUUUUUUUAUUCACCUUGUUG
This is a messenger RNA of Neoarius graeffei (lesser salmon catfish), 7561 nucleotides long. RefSeq names its product fibroblast growth factor 2 (gene fgf2). The record is from RefSeq and is a predicted model, not a curated record. Gene Ontology annotation, cellular component: cytoplasm. Gene Ontology annotation, biological process: fibroblast growth factor receptor signaling pathway; positive regulation of gene expression; positive regulation of protein phosphorylation. Lineage: Eukaryota; Metazoa; Chordata; Actinopteri; Siluriformes; Ariidae. Bases 35 to 490 code for a protein of 151 amino acids. The transcript is spliced from 3 exons. Gene Ontology annotation, molecular function: fibroblast growth factor receptor binding; growth factor activity.